Aspergillus nidulans FGSC A4 is the source of this 2862-nucleotide messenger RNA. RefSeq names its product DNA ligase (ATP) CDC9. The transcript has 3 exons. Gene Ontology annotation, molecular function: DNA ligase activity; DNA ligase (ATP) activity; ATP binding. The record is from RefSeq and is a predicted model, not a curated record. Lineage: Eukaryota; Fungi; Ascomycota; Eurotiomycetes; Eurotiales; Aspergillaceae. The coding region runs from base 20 to 2818 and encodes 932 amino acids. Gene Ontology annotation, cellular component: mitochondrion; nucleus. Gene Ontology annotation, biological process: maintenance of DNA trinucleotide repeats; lagging strand elongation; base-excision repair.
CGCUCUUCUUCAAUUGUCGAUGACCCAAUGCCCGUUUCGCAGCAAAGCCUUAUUCGCUUUACGUGCUUGCCCUAACCUCUGCGUCAUCCAUUUUCAAUACAUUCAGCUACGAAACAUUGCGUGCACUUCAGCGCAUUUGAAUAGACUUGUACCUGCGGUAUUCCAACCUUCCAAUCAGUUCUCAAAAAUGCCAGACCCCAAGGAAGGAAAGCAGGCAACCCUGGGGAGGUUUUUUGGAUCCAAUACCAACGCACCGAAGAAGCAGACAAUCCUUAGUUUUGGCGGCAAUCGAAGCAAGUCAACUUCUGCAAGUCGGCCGAACAGGGAACCCUCUUCCUUAAACGGAAAUACCAAAAAUGCAUCAGCUGUUACAAGAGGCGACGAUGUCAAUACGGGGGACGCUUUUGAGGUUAAGCCUGAGAUGAGAGCGGGUGCAGAUCAAAACCCGCUGAAACGGGACAAGAGCGAGGACGUAAGCGAUAGCGAUGAGAGCGAAAAAGUACAGCCCAGCAACAAGAGGCGGCGAAAAUCAUCGGGCAAAACUCCGGCCAAACCGCAAAUUGAUUCUUCUCCUGAAAGCACGAAAGGCCGAAAAUCCCAAGUCAAAGAGCCUACACCAGAAAUUGUGGUAAAAGCAUCUGGAGAGGAAACACCAGAGGAUCCUGACGUUUCAGAAGCGGAAGAAGAAGGACUAUCUGCUAGCGAAGAUGAAACGGAUAAGAAACCUGAAUUGAAGAAAAAGGAGAUUGAAAAAGUUCAAGCAACUAUAAAGGGUAGCGGGAACGAUCCGUAUCCUGACUGGCAGCCUGGGGAGCCUGUUCCAUACGCUGCUCUAUGCACUACAUUCUCUCUCAUCGAAAUGACAACGAAGCGACUUCAGAUCCUUGCUCACUGCUCCCUUUUCCUCCGACAAGUCCUUCGUCUUACUCCUCAGGAUUUUCUUCCUACGGUACAAUUAAUGAUCAAUAAGCUUGCCGCUGACUACGCUGGCAUCGAGCUGGGCAUUGGUGAAUCCUUGAUCAUGAAGGCAAUUGGCGAAAGUACUGGCCGUAGCUUGGCUGUGAUCAAAGCAGACCAGCAUGAAAUCGGAGAUCUGGGCCUGGUUGCGGCCAAAAGCAGGUCGAACCAACCUACAAUGUUCAAACCAAAAGCGUUGACUGUUCGUGGGGUGCACGAAGGUCUGCUCAAUAUUGCGAAGGUUCAGGGUCACGGAGCUCAAGACAAGAAGAUAUCCGGAAUUAAGAAGCUGCUGUCCGCUGCAGAUGCCGCAACUACAGGGAAAGGCAGCAAGGGAAUCGAUAUCACCAAAAAUAAGGGUGGCCCGAGUGAAGCUAAAUAUAUCGUACGAUUCCUUGAGGGCAAGCUGCGUCUUGGAUUGGCAGAAAAGACUGUUCUUGUUGCACUUGCCCAAGCCGUCGUCUCCCAUGAGGCUGCUUUGAAGGGCAAGAAGGCCCCUUCUGCUGAGGAACUAGCCGAAGGCGAGGCAAUCCUGAAGACUGUAUACAGCGAAUUGCCUGCUUACGAAGUGAUUAUUCCUGCCCUGCUUGAACAUGGUCUGUCGAACCUACGCGAACAUUGCAAGCUGCAACCGGGUAUUCCAAUCAAGCCUAUGCUUGCUAAGCCGACCAAAUCUAUUACAGAAGUCCUAGACCGCUUUGAAGGCAAGGAUUUUACAUGCGAGUAUAAGUACGACGGAGAGAGAGCUCAGAUCCACUACGUCGCACCUGACGAAACGAAAAACUACCCAGGCGCCCAACUUACCUUGAAGGAGAGCGCCGGGCUUUCUGCCAUUUUCUCUCGAAACUCUGAAGACCUAUCCAAAAAGUACCCCGAUGUCUUGGCUAAGCUUAGCACCUGGAUCAAACCCGGUGUCAAAAGCUUUGUGCUGGACUGCGAGACCGUCGCCUGGGACGUGGAAGCGAAGAAAGUGCUCCCUUUCCAACAAUUAAUGACUCGAAAGAGGAAAGACGUCAAGGCAGAGGACGUCAAGGUCAAGGUCUGUGUAUUCGCGUUCGACCUUCUGUUUCUAAACGGAGAGCCCACCGUCAAAAAGCCCCUGCGCCAGCGCCGCGAUCUCCUUCACUCCUCUUUCCAACCAAUCGAAGGCGAAUUCCAAUUUGCCCAAUACGGAAACACCAACGACCUCGAACAAAUUCAAACCCUCCUCGACGACUCCGUCAAGGCCUCCUGCGAAGGCCUCAUGGUCAAAAUGCUCGACACCGAAGAAAGCGGCUACGAACCCUCCAAACGCAGUCGCAACUGGCUUAAGGUAAAAAAGGACUACCUCGCCGGCGUCGGCGAUUCCCUCGACCUUCUCGUUCUCGGCGCCUACUACGGCCGCGGGAAACGAACUUCCGUCUACGGCGCUUUCCUCCUGGCUGCGUACAACUCGAACUCGCAAACAUACGAAACAAUAUGCAAUAUUGGCACGGGCUUCUCGGAAGCUAUGCUUGAUGAACUUCACACUACCCUCUCGCCCCUUGUCAUCGACCGCCCAAAACCCUUCUACAGCCAUUCCACGGUCCCCAAAGACCAACCAGAUGUCUGGCUUGAACCGCGCUAUGUCUGGGAAGUCAAAACUGCUGAUCUCACGCUUAGUCCGCGGUACAAGGCUGCUGCGGAUGAGUUUGUUGGUACCACUGGAGGCGGCGGAAAGGGUGUUUCAUUGCGCUUUCCGAGGUUCAUUAAGGUUCGUGAUGACAAGAAGCCAGAGCAGGCGACGACUACCAGGGCUGUUGCGGAGAUGUAUCGGAAGCAGGAGGCUGUGGCGAAGGAAGGUUCAGGGAAGGGUGGAGUGGAUGAUGAUUUCGAGUAUUAAUGAUUUGCAUUCUAUCAUUGUCAGGGCUACUGCUAAUAAGGUUA